AUGAGUGUGUCCCUCCAGAUCACUUCCCAAGCUCCCACCCACCCACCAAUGACCGCUGCAGCCCUCCAGCAUUUCACCAUCAACUUCACCGCCACCAACCUUCCCUACAGUUCCGAUCUGGUGACUCCCAACUCGGCAAAGUUCAACGCCACACGGAGAGUCAUGGUCACCUUGCUUGACCGCCUUCUGAAGGAAAGCAGCAUUGGCCCCGCUUUCCUCGGGUGUGAAACCACAGCCUUCAGGCCCGUGAGGCAAGGGGACAACACGGGGGUGGACGCCGUCUGCACCUACAGGAAGGAGCCCUCCGCCCCGCCCUUGGACAGGGUGGGCCUUUACCGCGAAGUGACCAACAGGACCAGGGGCACCACGCAGCUGGGCCCUUACCGCCUGGACAGGGACAGCCUCUACGUCAACGGUUACAACGAACAGACAGUCCUGACCGCUCCCACCCACCCACCAACGACCGCUGCAGCCCUCCAGCAUUUCACCAUCAACUUCACCGCCACCAACCUUCCCUACAGUUCCGAUCUGGCGACUCCCAACUCGGCAAAGUUCAACGCCACACGGAGAGUCAUGGUCACCUUGCUUGACCGCCUUCUGAAGGAAAGCAGCAUUGGCCCCGCUUUCCUCGGGUGUGAAACCACAGCCUUCAGGCCCGUGAGGCAAGGGGACAACACGGGGGUGGACGCCGUCUGCACCUACAGGAAGGAGCCCUCCGCCCCGCCCUUGGACAGGGUGGGCCUUUACCGCGAAGUGACCAACAGGACCAGGGGCACCACGCAGCUGGGCCCUUACCGCCUGGACAGGGACAGCCUCUACGUCAACGGCUACAACGAACAGACAGUCCUGACCACUCCCACCCACCCACCAACGACCGCUGCAGCCCUCCAGCAUUUCACCAUCAACUUCACCGCCACCAACCUUCCCUACAUUUCCGAUCUGGCGACUCCCAACUCGGCAAAGUUCAACGCCACACGGAGAGUCAUGGUCACCUUGCUUGACCGCCUUCUGAAGGAAAGCAGCAUUGGCCCCGCUUUCCUCGGGUGUGAAACCACAGCCUUCAGGCCCGUGAGGCAAGGGGACAACACGGGGGUGGACGCCGUCUGCACCUACAGGAAGGAGCCCUCCGCCCCGCCCUUGGACAGGGUGGGCCUUUACCGCGAAGUGACCAACAGGACCAGGGGCACCACGCAGCUGGGCCCUUACCGCCUGGACAGGGACAGCCUCUACGUCAACGGUUACAACGAACAGACAGCCCUGACCGCUUGA
This is a messenger RNA of Athene cunicularia (burrowing owl), 1269 nucleotides long. Its product is annotated as mucin-16-like. The transcript is spliced from 14 exons. NCBI's taxonomy places the organism in Eukaryota, Metazoa, Chordata, Aves, Strigiformes, Strigidae. The coding region runs from base 1 to 1269 and encodes 422 amino acids. The record is from RefSeq and is a predicted model, not a curated record.